UGGGACGCGGCGCCGUGGGGCAAGGAGUUCGGAGACUGCCUCCACCAGCCCGAGAAGCGAUACGGGUACGGGGACACCGCCACCGCUACUUUUGGCGCGUCUCUCGAGCCCGGGCCGGAGCCGCCGGACUACAGCAGCCAGCUGAUCACGCUGGUGACGCCGGUGCUGUGGGACGCGGCGCCGUGGGGCAAGGAGUUCGGAGACUGCCUCCACCAGCCCGAGAAGCAAUACGGGUACGGGGACACCGCCACCGCUACUUUUGGCGCGUCUCUCGAGCCCGGGCCCGAGCCGCCGGACUACAGCAGCCAGCUGAUCACGCUGGUGACGCCGGUGCUGUGGGACGCGGCGCCGUGGGGCAAGGAGUUCGGAGACUGCCUCCACCAGCCCGAGAAAAUCCUGGGCGAGUCCAUUCUCGCGGAGCAGAAUUCUUACCCAGAGGGAAGUAUUCUCGACCAGGGGGAGGAUUCUAGUUUGGGGAAGACCGAUUUUCGCACAGAUACUCGUCCAGGAGGAAGAGACUUCACGUCUGGGGAGGAGGAUAUUCGCCCAGGCGGAGAGGGAUUCUCUCCCAUUAGAGGUGAUCCCCGGUCCUUCCAGGGCGCGUCUCUGGAGCCCGGGCCCGAGCCGCCGGACUACAGCAGCCAGCUGAUCACGCUGGUGACGCCGGUGCUGUGGGACGCGGCGCCGUGGGGCAAGGAGUUCGGAGACUGCCUCCACCAGCCCGAGAAGCGAUACGGGUACGGGGACACCGCAACGGCUACUUUUGUAGCGGGCAAUCCCCGUAACUCGCUUCGUCACGGGCGCGGCUACGGGACGGUGGAGCGGCUGGUGUCGGAGCAAGACGACGCGUGGGUGGUCGUUGCUACUGACGCGGACUGGGAGACCAAGUACAUCUGGCGCCGCAACUCCGUGGUCCUGGGCACGAGCCACGCCCAGCUACAGUGGGACAUCCCCGCGGGAACGCAGCCUGGCACGUACCGCCUGCACCACUACGGCAACUACAAGUACAUCCUCGGCGGCAUCUACCCCUACCACGGCUUCUCAGACCCCUUCGAGGUCAGCUAACUGACCUCUAUCGGUUUGUAACAUAAGAUUUUCAACUUUCGCGUUCCAUUUCAAAUUAAAUAGAAAGACACGGGUCUUAAGUCAAGCCGUGAGUACAUAGGCGGUUAUCACCCUGCGCCGCGGUCCGCGUGAUUUCAUAUAAAAAGUCCUGCGCGCAGACGCAUUGCCAGUCUGUUGUGCCGCGCGCGCGUGUUUUCUAUACAAACUGAGGUACUUGCAUACAAUGAUUAAAUCUGUCGCCCCGCGUACCACGGCUUCUCCGACCCCUUCGAGGUCAGCUAACUGACCUCUAUCGGUUUGUAACAUAAGGCUAAGUUGCACCACCUUAUUUUGACCGUAACAAUAACAGUGACCCGUGCUUUUUGUAUUGCUGCUUUUACACUAUGCGGAAAUUAGCCGAGUCAAGUCA
Ostrinia furnacalis (Asian corn borer) is the source of this 1474-nucleotide messenger RNA. RefSeq lists its product as uncharacterized. Gene Ontology annotation, cellular component: extracellular region. The transcript has 7 exons. The record is from RefSeq and is a predicted model, not a curated record. Lineage: Eukaryota; Metazoa; Arthropoda; Insecta; Lepidoptera; Crambidae. The annotation marks the transcript as partial. Gene Ontology annotation, biological process: ceramide catabolic process; long-chain fatty acid biosynthetic process; sphingosine biosynthetic process. Gene Ontology annotation, molecular function: N-acylsphingosine amidohydrolase activity.